Messenger RNA from Cuscuta epithymum, 1283 nucleotides. The record is from the annotation of a GenBank genome assembly. NCBI's taxonomy places the organism in Eukaryota, Viridiplantae, Streptophyta, Magnoliopsida, Solanales, Convolvulaceae.
CCUAGAGUAGCCAUGAGUAUUCCUAUUGGCCAGUCCAAAAUUUCAAGAACUAGCGAAGUUUUUAUCAAGAAUUAUCAUUGUUGUUUUGUCUGGGUAGAGAGUAAAAUGCUUUGGAAGCUCAACUAACUCACAAAGAAAGCAAACGAACAAUCGUGGAAGAAGGGUCGAGAGAUCCUCUCAACUGGGGUUUCAGCAAAACUUCAAUGGCCGCUCACACGCUGUCAUACUUUUCGAUCCCACCUUCACAAUGCUGCAAAAGACCAACUCCCGAGAACUCUCUAACUCCCAACCUGAGAGCUCUAUCUUACUCUUUUCUAGGGCGGGGACUCUCAUUUCGUGUUUCCAAUUUGAGCUCCCCCACUUCAAAACGACGUAGUUGUACUUCUGCGACACUCACGCCCACCCUCCCAUCUUCAAAUGAAGAAACUGCAGAAAAAGCUCCUUCAAAACGGCCCAAUGUGCUGUGUAGGUGGUCAGCAAGGGCGAUAAAGUCUUUUGCAAUGGGUGAACUUGAAGCUAGAAAGCUCAGGUAUCUCAACACAGGCACUGAAUCUUUGCUCAUGGGUAUCUUGGUUGAAGGAACCAGUUUGGCUGCUAAGCAUUUGAGGGAAAAUGGUAUUACAUUAUUUAAGGUGCGAGACGAAACUAUAAACCUACUUGGCAAAUCUGGUGUGUUCAUUUCAAGUCCCGAACAUCCUCCUUUAACCAAACCUGCCAAGGAGGCUCUUGAUUGGGCUGUCGAUGCAAAGCUGAAAUCAGGUGAGGAUGGUGAAUUGACAACAGCUUAUCUGCUUCUUGGCAUUUGGUCACAAAAGGAAUCAGCAGGGCAAAUAAUAAUGGCUACACUUGGUUUUGAUGAUGAGAAGGCCAAUGAGCUAUCGAAAUUUAUGGACAAGGAUAUUAUAAUGAACUAUAGAUAGAUAGUUUCUGCUUGAGGCUGUUAAGCAAUUGUCAGUUAUCUUGAUGAAACUCAUGGAGACGGCUAGCCACGAGUCUCGAGAUCUGCUUCAUGCUGUUCUCAUUUGUUUCUCAUACAAUCAGUCUUUUCCUCUUUUGGUAAGGGAAUCAACCAGAGUAGAUCGAAAGCCUGAUUUUGGCUUCAAAGGUUAUGUAGAGUGCAGUACUUGAAUUCUUAUCUCGUGGCAAUUUUUUAUGUGUUCAACUUUUGCAACCAUACACAUUGAAAGUACAUAGGUAUUGCAAAAAAAGUACAUCGUAUUCUAAAUUUCUAAUUGCGAAUUUUUCAGAAUUAACGUCACUUUUAAUAUUGGGAUUAUUAGGUC